CCUGAUACAAGGAAGCUCUUUAAACCCGGGGCCGGGCGCACAGAGCAGGCAUUCAUGGUCGGCAGCGCGAGCAGGGGGCUGGGGAUCGAGCGUCACUCUGGAAACCCGGGAACUGUCGGAUUUGCGGACUGAAUCGGCUGAUCGUCCCUCUCACUUUCCAGAAGUAAGACGUUUAUUCAGGUCUCUGUAUCCUGCUCUUUUUAUCUCUCAUUCCACAACCCUGAACAUCUUCAUUUCACCCCAUUUGGGCGUUUCGGUUCUCUGAUUUGGACUCCGGUGAUAAUUCCUCAAAACAAAUUCUUAAUAUGUUUCAACUCAACAGAUUUUUUUUUCAUUACUAACUUCAGUUGCCAAUAACAAUUUAAUUUGUUUUUCUAUUAAAGAGAAGCGCAACAUGUUUUUUUUUUUCUUCUUUCUGCGCGCAACAGGUGCGUCAAAUCGCCCGCUUCCUUCCACUUCAACUCAGUCAAUCUGCGCGUUUUAUUCACCAGAAUCGUAACUUCAACGAGGUGCUUUGGUUUUUAAAUCAACGAGAACUGCACUGUGAAACUCAGGCGGUGGACAUUCAGCUGGUGCGGAUGAGAAAGACGACAAACACCGGCUUUUGUAUAAAACUAAUUGAAGUAAUUUCACCAACAAAUUAAGGCCAACUCAUUUGGGAAGCGGAGCGGCGAUAAUGAGGUUCACACAGGCGAGAGUUGUGACGCACACAGUCCAGAACAAGACACGCGUUCAGGCGACUCCAAAACACUCGUUCAGAUUAAAACGGAACAUUUCGAUGACUUAUUUUUCUUUGAUGUAUUUUUCCACAAAUGCCUUGCAUAAUGUGUUAUUCAGUUAUUUAAAUAUACUUCUAAUAAUUGUGAUUCUCUAAAUUUUGCUCUGCUAUUUUUCCACAUUUAAAUCACAAUUUAUUCUGUUUAUUAUUUUCCAUUUUUGAGGGUAGUUAAAUCAGUCAGUUUGAAACGUGAAAGCAUUUAAUUGCGCCGAUAUAAAUGGCUUAUACCUGUCAUUAUUAUGCAUUUCAUUGCACGUUUUAACCCCAAUUUUCACUCUUGUUUGUCUCAGUUGUUUUAUUUAGGGGCGUGUGGUUGCUACAGUUGAAGUUAUUUCUGGUGUAAAUGUAUCAUCGUUGCUUUAUUAAAAACCUUUUUCAGGUGAAUACACGUCCAUUCAAUUCUGAAUAGGUGAGAGUCGAAGGAGGUCUGUUUUACACGUCGAAUCCUCUCUAGUUUUCCGUCUGGGACUUGAAGACAGGUGGCAGGCGAAACUCAUGCUCAGCGGAGGCCUGGCAGAUGGCGGGGCCUUACGCGCGCGUCCUCUGUGGCCGGAGAAGAUGAGGUGUCCCGUUUUGCAUUUGCCGCCACCCAAAAUAUCACAGUAAACUAGGGUUGGGGACUACAAAAACAACGCAACUUAAACGGGUCGGGGAGAAGUGCGUCAGAAAGUUGGCGGCACUGCUUUCCCCACGGACGAGCUGGAUUUCCGCGGUAGAAAACAAGCUCGGCAGCGGGCGGGUGUUGGUUUAAAUCCACAAGACAAGGAGACCUUCUGCUGCCCUCCGACAAACACGCUCCUGUUCCACUUCCACACUGUGUCAAUUCACACACGCGUGCUGACACGCACCCAACCUCGGUUUACAUUUCCAGCGCGCCCGCUCGUGUUUGUCCAAGAAGUGGCGUGUAAAUCCGCCGCCUGUGCGCCAGCGGCAUCGCACCAUUCCAACACUCGCUCUCCGGGGAGCCACCGUUUGCUUUGCGCGCAGAGACCCGCCAACUGCGCAAUUCAAGAACUGGCGGGAGGAGCGCAGGGAAAAUGGUGCGCGGCUAAUAAUCUGCAUCCGCCAUUAGCAUGGAUUAAAAUACGUUUUCGAUCAAUUUGGCCUUCAUUCCACACACAAACCUAAAUCUACACCUGUUUAUAAUACAGUCCUCUUCAUGCCAUCUCACCUCAAGUAACAACGGGGUGGAUACUGUGAAUUGGAGGCCCUGGGCAAAGACCUGAGGGGACUCCAAACACAAAAGGUAAAACAUACUUGAAGGAAAAGAAGUAAAAGUGCUAGCAUGUAUCAGAAAAAGUGGAAUUAACCAGUAGUGUUACAGUGCAGAAGUAAUAUCUGUCGAUGUAGUGAGUCUGCAAUAGCAAUAAAAGUAAUAAUAUUGUGCAUUUGUUUAUUUCAUAUAUUUGUGUCAAAUAUAUGUAGGAAUAAAUACAUUUAUGAAAUAAAACGUUUUUAGGAGAUAUCAGUGGUGUAGAUCGAGAUAUUUUCAAGAAACAAAGGCCAUCCCGUCCUGUAUACAGCUUCACACUCUGACUCCCACAUCUGUGCUCUCAGGUUGGAGCCGUUGGAUUCCUUCCACUGGAUUCACAGAGGAACUGGAGAAGGGGAAGUCACACGGGCGGAGAGACCGGGUGAGUUCGGCGCAGACCGCUGUGCAUUAGCAAGGAAGCUGGGGUCCAAGGUGCGCACUGAGCCGCCUAUGAUACCAACCAACCGGAUGGAAAGAACUUUAAUGUGGAACCCUCAUAGAGUUUUGCAACGGAGGUUAAGAGUAGAGACAGAUUGGCAGUUUAUAUUAUAAUUUCCCGGAGGACACAGAGAUCAGACAGUCCGUGGACACUGCGUCAUUGUUUCAGGAUCCAGAGGGUACACAUUAGGAAUAGGUCUUGCAGGAAAAGGGUGUGCGCACUUGCAGGCUUGUGUUUGUAGUAACAUGUCCAGAGAGGAGCAGAGCUUAUCAGAGGUCGAGCUCAGUCCUGGGGUGUCAGAUGACAGCUCAAGAUCACCCGGGGUUUCAUCUGGUGCAAAUGGCGGGGGAGAUUCGCCGCUGCACCGCCAGCAGGGGCUGGUGAAUUUGGACGAGACGUCGGCCAGCCAGUCGUCUCUGAGGUCUGACGACGAGGAUGAACGCUUCCCCGCCGGCAUCCGCGAGGCGGUCAGCCAGGUGCUCAACUGCUACGACUGGACCCUGGUGCCCAUGCCUGUGCGGGUCAACCAUGGCAGCAAGAGCAAGCCGCACGUCAAGAGGCCCAUGAACGCCUUCAUGGUGUGGGCGCAAGCGGCACGCAGGAAGCUGGCGGACCAGCAUCCCCAUCUGCACAACGCUGAACUGAGCAAGACCCUGGGGAAGCUUUGGAGGCUUCUGAACGAGAGCGAUAAGCGCCCCUUCAUCGAAGAGGCCGAGCGUCUGAGGAAGCAGCACAAAAAGGACUACCCCGACUACAAAUACCAGCCACGUCGCCGCAAGAAUGGAAAGCUGGGUUCCGGUUCUGGGAGUGAAGCAGACGGCAAUUCGGAGGGACAAAGUCCCCCCACACCACCCACCACUCCCAAGACUGAACCACAGUCUGGCAAAGGGGAUGGAAAGAGAGAGGGUGGUCACAAUGGGGGCUCCCGCGGAGCCAUCGGGUCAGAGGGGAGCUCUGCUGCAGCGGGAUCUGGGAAACCUCACAUUGACUUCGGUAACGUGGACAUCGGUGAGAUAAGCCAUGAGGUGAUGGCAAACAUGGAGCCAUUCGAUGUGAACGAGUUCGACCAAUACCUUCCACCCAAUGGUCACCCGGGCGUCGGCCAGACUGCCGGGGCAGCCACAGCCUCGCCGGUCUCCCCGUACACCUACGGCAUCUCCUCUGCUCUGGCCGCAGCCAGUGGACACUCCGCUGCCUGGCUCUCCAAGCAGCAGCAGCCGCAGCAGCAUCACGGCUCCCAGCUGGGCUCGGACCCCACCAAAGCCCAGAUCAAGAGCGAGUCCAGCUCAACCGGCGGCCACUUUCCAGAGGCGGUCUCAGCUGGUUCCCAUGUCACCUACACCCCGCUGAGCCUCCCACACUACAGCUCCGCCUUCCCCUCUCUGGCCACUAGGGCUCAGUUCGCUGAAUAUGCAGAUCAGCAGGCCUCCGGCUCGUACUACGCCCACUCCAGCCAGGCCUCCGGGCUCUACUCUGCCUUCUCCUACAUGGGGCCCUCGCAGAGGCCCCUGUACACUGCCAUCAGUGAGCCGGUCAGCGUGACGCAGGCUCACAGCCCCACCCACUGGGAGCAGCCUGUCUACACAACACUGUCGCGGCCAUGACAGACAACGAGACCAGAGGGCGCUGGUGCCUGUUCAGGCCCCCUGUCCGACCCGAGGAGCUGCGGCGUUGUCGAUAGCUUCGGUGGCGUAAGUGGUCUGGGUCGUGGGGAUUGGACCGGCACUGGGGGCGUUGGCUGGGGCGGCAAUCGGGGGGAAACCCUGCACCACUCCUGUCAAGGUGCGCAGCUGCUGCCACAAGCAAAGGAUGAGUUUGGAGCCUGGUGCUUCUGAGGUUAGGGACGACCUCAAAAUUGCAGCAGAGAAAUUCACAACACGAGGCUUCUGUCGCUCUAAACACCACGGUCGGCAGCGGCUCUCGUCCAUGGAUGGUUGAACACUUUGCGAGUAUCAGCGAAGACAACGAGGACCCCGGUACACUCUCAGAAUCAGGACACUCUCAGGAAGGCCUUACUUCCAGACAGAACCAGCUCGCCAAGACGUAGACUCCAAAAUCAGUCUGGUUUUGGGAAAGGUUUUUAGGCAGAUUCCUGUCACUUUCUUGUGCACAAAAUUGACGCACUUGGAGAGGAAAACGGAACCGGACGGCUGAGUACUUGAACGAAGACGUAUUUUCAAACACCAAAGUUUGGACACCAAAACUGUUUCAUGAGAUCACAACCCUCAACAUUCAGAGUAGAAAAGAAGCGAAACAUCUUCCGUCAAAGAUCCGAUUGUGUUUUAUGACCGAGGAGUCACUUGAUUCAAGAAAGAGUUUCUUCAUACUGUAUUUAUCCGCAUAUUCGAGUGUUAUGGAAACAAUGUUGGCUUUUUUGUGUUAAUGAGUUGCGUGUUCAUCAAAGGUGGAGUCAGUCAGAUUCAGAGACGCGACUCACUCGCCAAAUAGUGAACCACUGAAGAGACACAGUCACACAACAUGGACCUGAGGUGAGGCAGAUUGGUCAGGUGAGACGCGCCUCACUCGUAGCUGUUGCUAAACAACCACAUGCACCUCCACAGAGAGCAACACAUGAGUUCAACAGGUAGAUGAGAGAUUGGCUAAAGGCUAAAAUACUUAAGUAGAUAUAACAUUUUAAAUGGGUGUUUUCAGUCCUACUUUUCCAACAGCUUGGUCCUCGAGCCGAAGCUAAACUAGAUAAAGAAGGACAGGAAAUGAAUUAGGAAUCGUGUCAUGCAACUUAAACGGUCUCUGAAAAGCAGCCCAGUGUGAUGCCUCUUUUAUUCACUGUUGAUCCUGAGACCCACUUUCAGAAAUCCGAUCUGGCUCCACCUUUAAUUCAUGAUCUUGCUGUCGCUUUGUGUCACAUAUUUUAUCGUCUAUAGUUCGACACAGUUGCCUGAAAAAAACAGCAAAGCGCCCCAGUUACUCUGUGUAUUCUCGUAUGUUACUCCCAACACACUUGCAUGCUGCACUUGUAUUUAACCCCAGGGCACAUGGAGCCUCAUUUAUACCUUCGUGUCUCCUCCUGGGUUCGUCAACAACUUCACAGCGACCGCAGCAGCGCGAGCAUGUGAUGAUGACUAGUAAUCUCCUGUGCACAUUUGAAAUAAAGCUCUCAUUAUUACGGCUCAGCUCGAGUGGCCCUC
Molecule: messenger RNA, 5618 nt
Organism: Synchiropus splendidus (mandarinfish)
Lineage: Eukaryota; Metazoa; Chordata; Actinopteri; Syngnathiformes; Callionymidae
Gene: sox10
Product: SRY-box transcription factor 10
Exons: 3
Coding region: 2715-4073 (452 amino acids)
Biological process (GO): morphogenesis of an epithelium; neural crest cell migration; negative regulation of transcription by RNA polymerase II
Cellular component (GO): nucleus
Molecular function (GO): DNA-binding transcription factor activity, RNA polymerase II-specific; RNA polymerase II cis-regulatory region sequence-specific DNA binding
Source: RefSeq, a predicted model, not a curated record